AUGGAAAAUUGCCUCAUCACUUGUACUUCUGAUGGUCUACCUUGUUUCAAUCUACAUCUGACUGAAGGAUCCAACCUCUUUCCUCCCAGCUUUGUCAGUUCCAUCUGUUAUCGACCCGCGGUCAACAGUGCUCAUGUGGUAGCUCGACCCGUUGAACGCUCUUGCCUUUACCACCGACUUAAAACUUAUUUACCGUUUGAGCCGUUCUUGUGCCACACUUGUCCUGCCCUGACGCCUGCGCUUACGCUUACGAUUCCCUUCCUGCAAGCCCUUCCCUGA
Monascus purpureus is the source of this 279-nucleotide messenger RNA. NCBI's taxonomy places the organism in Eukaryota, Fungi, Ascomycota, Eurotiomycetes, Eurotiales, Aspergillaceae. The record is from the annotation of a GenBank genome assembly.